AUGUCUGAAGGCACAACCGUUGACGCUGUGGAGAAACUUUCUAUUGGUGAACUCUUCACAUCAGAAAAACAUGGUGAUGAUACGUCUGGUGAUGGUUCGGAGUUAAAACCUUUCAAGACUAUAUUGCAGGCCAUGAAACAUGCUGGAAAAGAACCAUUUCCAGUGAUUUAUGUAGAUUCUAAAGCCGAAGACAAUAAAUUUGAACCUGCUCCUAAAACUCAGUUAAAGAAAAAUCAAAAAUUUUGGGUCAGAGAGCAUCAUAAAAAUGUAGAAAAAGCCAAAAAAGAAGAAGAAGAUGCUGCUAAAAGGAAUAAAAAUCUAGAAGAAGCAAAAAAAUUGAUAUUAUCUGAAGAUUCUACUUUACCACCGGCAACUUUAAUUAAAAUAAAAAAUGCUUCUGGAUAUCGAAAUUCAAGGAUUAAAAUCUAUGGAUGGGUACAUAGACUUAGGAGACAAGGAAAAUCAUUAAUGUUCAUCACAUUAAGAGAUGGCACGGGUUUUAUUCAAACAGUUCUUAACGAAAAAUUAUGUCAAACCUAUAACGCUUUAAUGUUGUCUACUGAAUCAUCUGUUCUUCUUUUUGGAGUUUUGAAAGAAGUUCCUGAAGGAAAGUCUGCACCAGGAGGGCAUGAACUUCAAGUUGAUUAUUGGGAAUUAAUUACAUUAGCACCGCCUGGUGGUGCUGAUUCUAUAUUGAAUGAAGAUGCCAAUCCAGAGGUGUUAUUGGAUAAUAGACAUAUUGCAAUUCGCGGAGAAAAUACAUCCAAAAUUUUGUUAAUGAGAUCAGUGGUAACCCAAGCAUUCCGUAUGCAUAAUUUAGAUAAAGGCUGCAUUGAAGUUGUACCACCUACAUUAGUACAGACUCAAGUGGAAGGCGGGUCUACAUUGUUUAAACUGGAUUACUUUGGACAAGAAGCAUAUUUGACUCAAAGUUCUCAGCUUUAUUUAGAAACUUGUUUACCAGCACUUGGUGAUGUAUUUUGUAUGGCACAAAGUUAUCGUGCUGAACAGAGUCGUACAAGAAGACAUUUAUCUGAAUAUACUCAUGUAGAAGCUGAAUUUGCAUUCAUUACUUUUGAUGAUCUACUUGAUCGAAUUGAAGAUAUGAUUUGUGAUGUAGUGAACCGUGUUUUGGAGUCACCACAUGCAGAUAUUGUGAAACAAUUAAAUCCAAAAUUUGCUGCACCAAAAAGACCGUUUAAAAGGAUGGAUUAUAAAAUGGCCAUUCAAUUUUUGCGUGAAAACAACAUAACCAAGGAAGAUAAUUCAUUUUAUGAAUUUGGAGAGGACAUUCCGGAAAUGGCUGAAAGAAAAAUGACGGAUUUGAUAAAUGAGCCAAUUAUGUUGUGCAGGUUUCCCGCUGAAAUCAAAUCAUUCUAUAUGUCUCGAUGUCCUGAAGAUAAUACUCUUACUGAAUCUGUGGAUGUGUUAUUACCUGGUGUUGGUGAAAUUGUUGGUGGUUCAAUGCGUAUUUGGGACGAAGAAGAGCUACUGGCUGGUUAUAAAAAGGUCGGAAUCGACCCAAAACCGUAUUAUUGGUAUACUGAUCAGAGAAAAUUUGGAUCAUGCCCUCACGGUGGAUAUGGCUUAGGAUUGGAAAGAUUCAUGUGUUGGUUAUUGAAUAGAUACCACAUCCGUGAAGUUUGUCUGUAUCCAAGAUUUUUAGACAGAUGUACUCCAUAA
This is a messenger RNA of Macrosiphum euphorbiae (potato aphid), 1683 nucleotides long. Lineage: Eukaryota; Metazoa; Arthropoda; Insecta; Hemiptera; Aphididae. The record is from the annotation of a GenBank genome assembly.